AUGGAGGUAGCCAACCACAAAGUGUAUUCCAACCAAGCAGCACUGGCUCACCACCCACAUUUGUGCCAGACCACACGGGACGCUGAAGGCCGCCGCUACCCAGGUUUCUUCUGUCCCCGCCUCUCUGAUACUCCUGAAGAAGCCUACUGUUGCCAUCUGCAGGCUGCUGGGGGUUCCUGCUGUACCCGAGAUGAAUUUGAGGCCCUGUACCAAGUAAACCUAUCUUCUCUCCAGUCCCCACCCAUCCUCAGGGGCCCAGGCCCGCUCCUAGCACUAGGCCUUUACAGUCUACUUCUGAUGGCACUGAUGACCGCAGAUUUCGUGCACUUCUGCCGUGGUCGGGGAAGGAGAGAAAAAAAACUAAAGUCCUGCGGCAGCCGCCUUCCCUUUCCAGCCUCUGGGGCGCGCCCUCUACGGAUCCCAGUGGAACAGACUAGACGCUCCUGAAGCAUCGCUGAGCCUGCGU
Messenger RNA from Phodopus roborovskii (desert hamster), 466 nucleotides. RefSeq names its product protein shisa-like-1a. The transcript is spliced from 3 exons. Lineage: Eukaryota; Metazoa; Chordata; Mammalia; Rodentia; Cricetidae. The coding region runs from base 1 to 447 and encodes 148 amino acids. The record is from RefSeq and is a predicted model, not a curated record.